AUGGCUACAUCUCAGAGAGCAUUGAAUGCAUAUCGUGCCGCUUUGCGUUCUACUAGAAUUGCUUUCGGAAAUGAUAUAACCACCCUAAAUGCUGCUAGAAAUCAAAUUAAACAGGAAAUGAAAUCUGAAGUUUCAGCAACAAAUCCCAAACUAGAUAUUCCAGCUAGGAUCGAGCUUUUGGAACAGGUGAGUGUCUUUUUGAAACGUAAUGUUGUUCAGGGAGUGAAAAGGAAGGAUGUGGAAGAAACGAAAUACACUUUGAAUAUUCAUCAGGAUACUGAAUUAGGAGACAAUGAAGAUAUUAAGGUAAAGAAGUCUACAUUAACUGCAGGUGCCGCAAGUGGUGGGGGCUGUUGUGGUAAUGGCCAAAUUGAAUUACAGCAAAAACACUAA
This is a messenger RNA of Pichia kudriavzevii, 393 nucleotides long. RefSeq lists its product as uncharacterized. The transcript has a single exon. The record is from RefSeq and is a predicted model, not a curated record. Bases 1 to 393 code for a protein of 130 amino acids. Lineage: Eukaryota; Fungi; Ascomycota; Pichiomycetes; Pichiales; Pichiaceae. Gene Ontology annotation, biological process: mitochondrial respiratory chain complex III assembly.